AUGGGUCUUGUAUAUCAGGAUUAUGGACACGUGAAGACUUCUGGUGAUCACAUUACACCAAGCAGCCACACCUGUGUGUCAAAGGAAUGGUAUAAGAGCCAGAGCCCUAUCAUGAAGCUCCCACCUCCCUCCCUGACGCCUGAGAAAAACCACAAGAAAAUUCUAGACGUUAUCCAGAAGAUGAUUGAUCUGCUGACAGGAGAGGACGUCAUAUUGGCGAGCCAGCCGGACCUCACAUCACCGGAUGGAUCCAGUAAUGGGAACCCACCAGAGAGAUGUCCUCCUCCUCUGUAUUCUGGGUAUUCCACACAAGAAGAUCAGAACAUCUCAGAUCAUCAGGAGGAGGAACUGUAUAUUAUUAAAGUUGAAGAUGAAGAAAAUCCAUUAUUGAGGGGUGAUGAGCCAUGGAAGGAGGAGGAGAUCCCUCCAGAGAUCAGCACAGAUGGUGAAAUAGAAGAUAACGACAUCGAAGCAUCUCCUGAAGAAAACCCUGUUACUCUUUAUCAUCAUCCAGGACUUCAAAGGGCAGAUCUGUCAUUGGAUCCAUCUACACACAAGGGGUGUUUUUCCGAUCACUCCCACCCUGGAGCCAAAGAUGAGACCAAUAGAGAGGGUGAAACUUCUCCAUGUGCCCAGUGUGGGGGCUGUCAGAGGACUCAUGUGGAUAAAUCUUCUUAUCCUUGUUCGACCUGUGGCAAGUCCUUUACCCAGAAGUUGCAUCUCGUCAGCCAUCGUAAGGCUUGCACCGGCAAGAAGUGCUUUUCGUGUUCUGAGUGCGGGAAACGAUUCGCCAAAAAGUCAACCUUGUUGAGGCAUCAGGUCAUGCAUUUGGAGGAGAAGCCCCACUCAUGCCCAGACUGCGGGAAAUGUUUUGCCAAAAAGUCCAACCUUGUUCGGCACCAGCGAAUGCACACGGGGGAAAAGCCUUAUUCUUGUCCGGAGUGCGAAAAGUCUUUCACGUGGAAGCCGUCUCUUGAGCACCAUCUGAGGAAGCACCGGGGCGAGGUUCGUUUUUUUUGCUCCGAGUGCGGGAAGUGCUUUGCCCAGAAGUCCUACUUUCUGCAGCACCAGAGGACUCAUAAAGGGAAGGAGCCGUACUCUUGCUCGGAAUGCGGAGAGCGCUUUGCUAAGAGGUCAACGUUGGUCAUGCACCAAAGGACUCACACCAACGAGAAACCUUUCUCCUGCUCGGAAUGCGGUAAGUACUUUGUCCAAAAGUCCAGCCUGAUGGAACAUCUCAAGAUGCACUCAGGGGAGAAGUCCUAUUCGUGUACCGAAUGCGGGAAGACUUUCCAGUGGCGCUCAUCCUUGUUCUACCAUGAACGCAAGCACAAGGGCUUGAAGCCUGUGUCGUGUUCGGAGUGUGGCAAAGGUUUUGCCCAAAAGUCUCAUCUCGCCCAGCAUCAGAAGAUGCACGCUGGGCAGAAGGCUUCCAAUUUCCUGAAUUCUUACCUCAAAGAAGAUCUCCAUUGAUGACUCCUUGUAGAUAAACUGACCAUGUAACCCCAUUCAUAUUUCGGAAUACCUAGAGUCCUUAUUUGUGAACAAUAUUAGUGUGCCUCAAAUUGCCUUUCGAGCAUGUAUGAAUUUGAAGAUUAGCGGGUGUGCGUGGUCACUUCUCUGCAGGCCCAAGCUAGGAAGAAAAAAGUUGUCAACUUCCCAUAAUGAAUAAUGGGGCCCAUCAUAUUACACCAUUGGCCGAAGGGCAAAAGUCACAUUCCCUUAUACUCAAAGGUACCAGGUGGAUUGGCCAAGGAAGAAGGAAAACAUCAGUAUAGGCAGAAAGGGGCAAUUCCCUGAACCUACAUAGUUACAUAAUAAAUUUUGUUUUAAAAAAAAAACACAGGGCCAGAUUCACGUA
Molecule: messenger RNA, 1861 nt
Organism: Rana temporaria (common frog)
Lineage: Eukaryota; Metazoa; Chordata; Amphibia; Anura; Ranidae
Product: zinc finger protein OZF-like
Exons: 6
Coding region: 1-1473 (490 amino acids)
Source: RefSeq, a predicted model, not a curated record